Medicago truncatula (barrel medic) is the source of this 2603-nucleotide messenger RNA. Its product is annotated as cell division cycle 20.2, cofactor of APC complex. The transcript has 4 exons. The record is from RefSeq and is a predicted model, not a curated record. Gene Ontology annotation, biological process: positive regulation of ubiquitin protein ligase activity; positive regulation of anaphase-promoting complex-dependent catabolic process; anaphase-promoting complex-dependent catabolic process. The coding region runs from base 380 to 1759 and encodes 459 amino acids. Gene Ontology annotation, cellular component: anaphase-promoting complex. Lineage: Eukaryota; Viridiplantae; Streptophyta; Magnoliopsida; Fabales; Fabaceae. Gene Ontology annotation, molecular function: anaphase-promoting complex binding; ubiquitin ligase activator activity; protein binding.
CUAGAUGAGUCUUACUUCUAUAUAUAGCCGUUGGCGCUUCCGAAGAAAUCAACUUCGCUCUCAAACUGAAACCCUAAUUCAUACAAUUCCUAUUCCUCUGCUAUAUAUAAUCUCUCUCUCUCUCUCUCUCUCUCUCUCUCUCUCUCUCUCUCUCUCUCUCAAACCCUAAUUCGUACAACUCUUCUGCUACAAGCUUCCCAGAUCACGCUUCAGUGUUUUGAUUCUUUCAAUUUGUUUGAUUUUCAAUUUGUCUAAUUCUGUUGUUUUGUAGAGUUUUCUGUUUUCAUUCGUUCAAUUUGUCUAACUCUUCUGUUUUGCAGGAAUUUAAUUUGUUUUUCUUUUUUUUAUUUAUUAUAUUUUGUUUCUUUUCUCUCUAACAAUGGCUUCAGGUUCUUUGAGUUCUUCUGCCAUCAAAACCCAAACACGUUUUCCUCUUCAGGAACACUUACGGAGAAAGACUUCAAAAGAAAAUUUGGAUAGAUUCAUACCGAAUAGAUCAGCUAUGGAUUUCGAUUAUGCGCACUACAUGGUGACUGAAGGGGUUAAAGCUAGAGGUAAGGAAAACCCAGAAGUGUGCUCCCCUUCCAGAGAAGCUUACAGGAAGCUACUUGGAGAAGCUUUAAACAUGAACAGGACCAGAAUUCUAGCUUUUAAGAACAAGCCACCUACGCCGCCAGUUGAUUUCUUCUCUCAUGAGAUCAUUACUUCAUCAACUCUUCGACAAGAUAAAACCAUCAAGCCCCGGCGAGUUAUUCCUCAGACUUCUGAGAGGAUAUUGGAUGCUCCAGACAUUGUGGAUGAUUAUUACCUCAAUUUACUGGAUUGGGGAAGUGCCAAUGUUCUUGCAAUUGGAUUAGGAAACACAGUGUAUUUAUGGGAUGCAUCAAACGGUUCCACUUCAGAACUCGUUACCGUUGAUGAUGAAGAUGGCCCUAUCACAUCUGUAAGUUGGGCUCCAGAUGGGCGUCAUAUUGGCAUUGGUUUGAACAACUCUGAAGUGCAGCUAUGGGAUACAGCUUCAGAUAGACAGUUGAGAACUUUGAAAGGUGGGCAUAGGCAGCAGCGAGUAGGGUCUUUGGCAUGGAAUAACCACAUACUCACAACAGGAGGGAUGGAUGGUAGAAUUAUCAAUAAUGAUGUAAGAAUUAGAGCACAUAUUGUUGAAACAUACAGAGGGCAUGAACGAGAAGUUUGCGGAUUGAAAUGGUCGGCUUCUGGUCAACAAUUAGCCAGUGGAGGGAAUGAUAAUCAACUUUAUAUCUGGGAUAGAAGUACAUCAACUUCUAGGUCUCCAACACAGUGGCUUCACAGGCUUGAAGAUCAUACAUCUGCAGUAAAAGCUCUUGCUUGGUGUCCUUUCCAAGCGAAUUUGCUAGCUACUGGUGGAGGCAGUGGCGAUGAAACCAUCAAGUUUUGGAAUACCCACACAGGUGCAUGCUUGAACUCAAUCGACACUGGGUCUCAGGUAUGUUCCCUGUUGUGGAACAAGAAUGAGAGGGAGCUACUCAGCUCUCAUGGUUUUACACAGAAUCAGCUAACACUUUGGAAAUAUCCUUCAAUGGUGAAGAUAGCAGAACUCAAUGGUCACACUUCAAGAGUUCUUCAUAUGGCGCAGAACCCGGAUGGUUGCACAGUGGCAACAGCUGCGGCGGAUGAAACCUUGAGGUUUUGGAAUGCUUUUGGCACUCCAGAAGUAGCAACAAAAGCUGCACCGAAAGCAAGAGCUGAGCCGUUUUCACAUGUGAGCCGCAUUCGAUAAGUAGUAACAUUCGAAACAGUUUAAAAAGACAAUUUUUUUUUUCUGGUUAAAUACCCUUCACUCCACUGAAAAAAAGAAUGUUCUGAUGUAUAUCAAAACUUACCGCAUCCCUCUCACUUUAAGGCUUCUAAAUGACAAGUUAAUUUGGCACGGAGAAAGAUGGCGCGUAUUCAGACAGGUCCGCAUAUCAUAUGUUUACUCACAAUAAAUUCUUGCAUCAACCGGUUCCUCUGAUCAAGGAAAAUUAUGGAAAAACAUUUGGAAGGUUCCCAUCCCCAACAAAGUUCGAAACUUUUUGUGGAGAUUGUCUAAAGAAAAUUCUGCCAACCCGUGGAAACUUGAAGAGGAGAGGAGUUACUCUCUCAACCAAUGGAUUUUAAAUCCACUGGGUGGGUUGCUUAGGAGUAAUUAGCUGCAGCCUGCAGGUAGAUUGUGAGAGUUGUUAACAAUUUGGAGAGGGGAUGGUCAUACAGGAACAAAUUUAUAUCGAUUUUGGACGCAGUCUUUGUUUGUUUUUUGUGGUUUUGCAGUUCCGGUUCUGCGUCAUUAGGCAAUGGCUGGGAUCAAUAGUAUCUGCUCAAUAGUUUACUUGUCUGGUGUAUCUCAUUAUUCUUUUCUUUUUGUUACUUUUAGUUUCAAUUAGUAGAGGAGUUAUUGUUCCAUUUCCUUUCUUUUACUCCCAUAGUUUGUUGGUUCUGGGAGCAAUAUUUGUAUUGGGGUGGCCUUUUGUUUGGCAGACUAUUUGGCUUGUUUGUACUUUGGCAUAGCUUAUGCCUUAUGAUUUAUGUAAGCUGAUAUAUUUUGGCCUUUGAAAAAAAAAUGAGUUUGUUCUGUUACUAGUGAA